UAUAAACAGCCAAAAAAGAUUAUAAGAGCCUGCUACAAGUUUAACUUCACUAGUUACCGUCAUAAAAUUAAAAUGAUAAAACACAAAAUACAAUAAUGUGUAAACUAACCGCAUUCUGGCAUAUGUUACGUUGUAAAACGUAACCAAGCAAUGAAGACGCCACUAAUUGCCAUGGUGAUGGAACGUAGCCGUACGGUGUUGUCGUAGCCUCGAGUUUAGCACAGUUACACAAGGUAAACCUCAUAUUUUAGAUUCAAAACAUACAAUUAUCAAAGCAUCGCGGCAUGACGUUAUGGAUUUGGGUCGAGAGGAAACAGGUGCUGCCGCUCUGGACGUUUCUGGGCUGAGGUUCAACAGUGUGGCGUUGGACGAAUUGAGUGAGGAGCUCAAGAGGUGCUCAGAGGAAACCCAGAGGCUUCAGGAGGAGGUGGAACAUGCAACCAAAUCCGCUUUGGAGAAGAUUGGCUAUGUAUCCAAACACUUUUAUCAAUCUUUGGAUGAUUCAUCUCACCAGCAGAGUCAGAGGGACGUCAGGCUCACCAUAAAGGCCCAGGACACAGCACAUCUUCAACAUUUUUCUGAUGAUGUCAUGCAUCUUUGUGAGAUGUGUAAUCCACAUGAUCAAGACAAGACAGCGUCAACCCUGCAGACCAGACUGCAGCGAGUCCAGAUUGAGAGGGACAUCUUAUCUGAUCUCAGAGUGACUGAUUUGAGGAGACACGUCGAUCAGACGGAAAAGAUGCUGCGUCUGCUGGAGGAGCUCCAGGUUAUCAAGAGGUCAGGUGACGUGAAUCUGCAGGAAGCCCAGCAUGAGACCUUUGCGUUGAGCAAAAAAUUGGAGGCACUGGAGGGCACCGUAAAGGACUUGAGCCAAACCUUGCUGCCCUAUGAAAAAACACACAUCACACAUCAUAGUUCUAUCACAGCUGCGACUUUCCACUGUCUCAAUGAUCAACCACAGGAAACGUCUGUUUUGCCAGUAGAACACAAAAAGCAUAGAGACCCCAGUGAAGGGCUGAAUGACAGAAUGGAUGAACUGAUUGCAAGUCUUGACCAGGAGGUGGCAAUGUUGAACCAUAAACUGAACUCAUCUCAAGACAGCGGAGUUCGCGUCAGUACCAAGCUGGAACUACUAAGGAGGUCGUUGCAGCAGCAGUUGAAAACAGGUGACCUGAAGUUUUAUAGGCCCCAGGAGGAGGUGCAAAACCCAGGAGGAGAAAGGGAACAAUCCCAGCCAGAGCAACCUUCUCGGCUAGAAGAAGCUCAGAGAGACCGUGGGACUCCUCUCACUGGAAAAGAGAGCCUGAGGCUUGAACUAGAGGAUCGAGACAAGCUGGUUGAGAUGCUCGGCUGUCAGCUGAAAAAGAGCGAUCAGACCAUCAGUGGCCUUCACCAGGAGAACGCCCUCCUGAGGAUCCAGACAAAGCAGCUCGAGGUUGGGCACCUUGAGAGCUUAGAGAAGCAGCAACUUGCCAUCACUGAGGACCUCCACAGCUGUGCCUGCGAUGAGUACCGCGGCGCCGUGCUGAGGCUUCGGGGCGAGCUGAAGAGCACCCAGAUGGAGGUGGACCAGGUUAGGGGUGCCCUUGGGACCUUAAAGGGGGAGCAGCCAGACACUCUUCAGGCCCGAGUUCAACACCUAGAGAAGAUGCUUCUGAAAGUGGAUCAGGAGCGGGCUGACCAAAAUGCAGAAACCCAGCGUCAGGGACGGGAGCUAGCCUUCGUCAGAAAGGAGAAGAGGCAACUUGCCCGUGAACUACAUGCCGUCCGCUCCAAGGACAAACAUUUUAGAGCGAAGAUUGGCGAGCUGGAGACCAUCGUCCACAAGAUGACCAAGUGCUUCACCAAAUUUCAGGAUUUCAUCCAGCUGAAUGAACAGGAGUUCCUCCGUCUCAAACUCAAACACUUCUUAGACUUGAAGGAGUUCCAAGGUGAAAAUGUAACUCCACCUGGACUGGACUCCCUGAUCCCAUCAACUGUACUCGCUGAUCCUCAUCCCUCCACGCGGGACGCCCGCAACGCCCAGAUCAAGGCCCGGGACCAGGUCUCACAGAACCUUGGAGGACCACACAACGACAACGCCGUGGUGAGGAAGAGCUUUGAACAGGCCAAAGCCGCCCCCCAGCGAAUGAUAUGGGCCAGCGAGAUUGAGACAACAGACAGUGCACGUUCAGCUACUCCAGGUCACCUACGGUCACGUUCGGUGACCAUGACGAGGAACGCUUUGUACCCGUGGCGGCAGACUUCGGGUCGGAGGUCACCUGUUUACGCUCUUCUCACCUCUGAACCAGGACUAAGCUAACAGAUGCCACAAAAUCUUGAUUCCCAAGCAAGAUGAUAAUCAGGUCUCGUCUUGAAAAGAAAGUGAUGAAUGUAUACUUUUGCAAGACCUAAUUUAAAUAAAUUGUCUCUCCAUUC
Molecule: messenger RNA, 2418 nt
Organism: Syngnathoides biaculeatus (alligator pipefish)
Lineage: Eukaryota; Metazoa; Chordata; Actinopteri; Syngnathiformes; Syngnathidae
Product: coiled-coil domain-containing protein 158-like
Exons: 20
Coding region: 293-2302 (669 amino acids)
Source: RefSeq, a predicted model, not a curated record